This is a messenger RNA of Vidua macroura (Pin-tailed whydah), 1454 nucleotides long. RefSeq names its product purinergic receptor P2Y2 (gene P2RY2). The coding region runs from base 143 to 1219 and encodes 358 amino acids. Gene Ontology annotation, biological process: positive regulation of mucus secretion; blood vessel diameter maintenance; phospholipase C-activating G protein-coupled receptor signaling pathway. Gene Ontology annotation, molecular function: A1 adenosine receptor binding; G protein-coupled purinergic nucleotide receptor activity; G protein-coupled UTP receptor activity. The transcript has 2 exons. NCBI's taxonomy places the organism in Eukaryota, Metazoa, Chordata, Aves, Passeriformes, Viduidae. Gene Ontology annotation, cellular component: plasma membrane. The record is from RefSeq and is a predicted model, not a curated record.
GGCACCGGCACCGGGAGCGGCACCGGGGCGGGGGAAGGAAGGACCAAAGCCGGGCAUGGCACGGCCUCCGCCGCCCUCCUGAGCGGGGCGAUCGGCGCUGAACCCCCGGCACGGAGCCCCCGGGCUCGGCAUCGCCCGGGUGAUGGAGAACCUCACAACUCCUCCAGCCUGGACCAGGGUCAUCAACAGCUCCUUGGACCCAGGCGGCACAGAUGACAACCCCUACAAGUGCGUGUUUGACGAGGACUUCAAAUACGUCCUGCUGCCCGUCUCCUACGGCAUCGUGUGCGUGGUGGGGCUCUUUCUCAACCUGCUGGCCCUCUACUCCUUCAUCUUCAGGAUCAAGACCUGGAACGCCUCCACCACCUACAUGUUCAACCUGGCCAUAAGCGACACGCUCUACGUGGUGUCCCUGCCCCUGCUGGUGUACUACUACGCCAUGGGGGACAACUGGCCCUUCAGCGUGGGGCUGUGCAAGAUCGUGCGCUUCCUGUUCUACACCAACCUCUACUGCAGCAUCCUCUUCCUGCUCUGCAUCAGCGUCCAUCGCUUCCUGGGCAUCUGCUUCCCGCUGAAGUCGCUGCAGUGGGGCCACGUGCGCCACGCGCGCAGGGUGUCGCUGGUGGUGUGGCUGGUGACCGUGGUGUGCCAGUCCCCCGUGCUCUUCUUCGUCACCACCAGCGUCAAGGGCGACACCAUCACCUGCCACGACACGUCCAGCAAGGACCUCUUCGGCCAGUUUGUCAUUUACAGCUCGGUCAUGCUGGUGCUGCUCUUCUGCAUCCCUUUCCUCAUCAUCAUCGUCUGCUACUGCCUGAUGGCCCGGCGGCUGCUCCAGCCCACCCGGGGCAUUUCCCGCCUCUCCCGCUCCAAAAAGAAGUCGGUGAAGAUGAUCAUCAUCGUCCUGGUGGUCUUCAUUGUUUGUUUUCUUCCUUUCCAUGUCACUCGUACCUUGUACUACUCCUUCCGGAGCUGGGACCUGAGCUGCCAGACCCUCAAUGCCAUCAAUUUGGCCUACAAGGUGACUCGUCCCCUCGCCAGCACCAACAGCUGCUUGGAUCCCAUUUUGUAUUUCUUAGCAGGGCAGCGAUUCAUGAAGUUUGCGGGCAGCAAAGUGCCGUGGAAGCCUCAGAAUGAGGUGGCGCUGGGCAUCGUGCCCAACAGUCACCUGAGAACCAGCAGCGACACGGACACGCUCUCCAAGGAUCUGAAAUCCUAGCUCUGCUCCGCAGCAGAAGGGUUUAUCCUGGGUGUGAAGCGGGGACAGGCUGCUCUGGGGCCCGAGGCUUUGGGUGUUUGGGGUGCCCGGGCCUGCACCCGCUCCAGCGUGGUCUGUGUCGAACGCGCUCCUCUGCUUGUUUUGCUGUAUCUUUUUCAGGAAGAUGCAGCUGUGGUUGCACGCUGAUCUCUGGCUCUGCAUCCCAGCCUGCCCCUCUGAUCAACGCUGAGGUGAC